This is a messenger RNA of Drosophila nasuta, 464 nucleotides long. Its product is annotated as pupal cuticle protein Edg-78E-like. The coding region runs from base 18 to 377 and encodes 119 amino acids. The transcript is spliced from 2 exons. Gene Ontology annotation, molecular function: structural constituent of chitin-based larval cuticle. The record is from RefSeq and is a predicted model, not a curated record. Lineage: Eukaryota; Metazoa; Arthropoda; Insecta; Diptera; Drosophilidae. Gene Ontology annotation, cellular component: chitin-based extracellular matrix.
GAGACAACACAAGCAACAUGUUCAAGCUGUCCGUUUGCCUUAUUGCCGCCCUGGCCAUCUCCGCCGUCUAUGCUGACCACAUUAACAAGGAUGCCCAAAUUGUGAGGGAGACCAACGAUGCUGCCGAUGCCGAAGGCAACUAUGCUUAUGCUUUCGAAACAUCGAAUGGCAUUGCCGCACAGGAGGCUGGAAAUGGUGCCGGAGUCUCUGGAUCUGUUAGCUACGUUUCGGAGGAUGGAACUCCAAUCAGCUGGACCUACACCGCUGAUGAAAAUGGAUACCAUCCCGUUGGCGAUCAUUUGCCCACACCUCCCCCAAUCCCAGAGGCAAUCAUCAGAGCUUUGGAAUACAUCCAGUCUCAUCCUCAUCAAGAGUAAUUGUUAAUGGUAGUAUAUAGACUAGACAUCAUAUCAUAUCGUGCAAUAAACCAAAAACUGAACUUGAUAUUUGAUCAAGUGAUGAAC